This is a messenger RNA of Paramecium pentaurelia, 1389 nucleotides long. Lineage: Eukaryota; Ciliophora; Oligohymenophorea; Peniculida; Parameciidae. The record is from the annotation of a GenBank genome assembly.
AUGGGAGUUUGCUAGUCUCAUUCUGAUGGAAAGAAAUCUAAUAAAUCAUAAUAACUUCAAAUAGUGAGUGAACAAACAUUAUAAGAGAAAGUUAAGAACAAAGAUAAUGUUAUUCCUCGCCAUAAAACUAUGCCUUCUAUACAUUGCUACUCAAAAGAAAAACUGGUUUCUUGCAAAAGCAUGAUUGUUUCUAAAAUAAAAAAGAGAGUUUAUGGAGAAGCUUUAGCAAAGUUCUAUUCAGUUCUAAAUUCAUAAUUUGGUUAUAAAAGUAAAAUGUUUAAUAAAACUUAGAUAAUGAUAACAUGGGAUUAGUACAGCAUAAUGUUACUGGUGUAGUAAGAGUUGCAAGAAACAUUUUGAAACCAAAUGAACAAGACAAAGAUUUUGAUCACUUAGUUACUAAUCUAUAAGAUCAAAGCUAUGUAGUCUAAAUUAUUUAUUUAUAGAAUUCUCUUCAUUUUGCCAACAUCAUUGAAUUAUAUUAAGAUUCCAAAAGUUAUUAUGCAGUAUAAGAGUAUUGUAGUGGAGGUUUGCUUAUUGAUAAAUGUGGAUUAAUUAAAGAAGAGGAAGCAAUAUAUAUAAUAUCUUAAAUUUUAGAUAUUUUAGAAGAAAUUCAUAAGCAAGAUAAUUAUCAUGGCAGUCUUACUAUAUCAAGUUUUGCAUUACAUGAUUCAACAAAUAAUCAUUAUGUUAAAUUAAUUGAUGUUAUUCCAAUAUUUUAAGCUAAAGAAAAGUCAAAGAUUAGCGAGAUGUAAAAGGAUGAUCGUUAGGCAGUUGGUCUUAUUUUAUUUUAAUUGAUAACUAAUAAACCAAUUACUUCUUAAACAACUGAAAUGAUUAUUAAAAGACCAAAAGAUUUACCAACAAAAACUGAAUGGUAUUAAUUGGUAGUAUUAUUGUUGGAAUCAAGAAGUUCUAUUAUUUAUGAAUAAGUCUUAUAAAAUAAAUAAUAUAGAGAAAUGGUAUAAAAAUAGGAAGCAAGAUAUACUGAAACUAUAAUCAAUAAAUCAGUUAAAAAGACAUCAUAUAUUUAAUAAAAAGUUCUUAUUAUUAUGAAUUCCAUUUUUUUUAAGGAAAGAUAAUAAUAAUUAGAGAAGAUUUUUAAAAAGAAUGAUGGAAAUAGAAAUGGUACACUUUCCAAAGAAGAACUUUAAACUGCUUUAGGAACUGAAGAAAUUAUAGAUGAUUUAUUUGAGAAUAUUGAUUGUGAUGGAAAUGGAGAAAUUGAUCUUGAUGAAUUUAUUCUACAUUCAUGUGAUAGAAAAGCAUUAAUAACAGAUUUUAAUUUAGAAGCUACUUUUAAAGAAUUAUCAAGAAAAGGUAUAAUUGUGGCAUCAAAUUUCAGUAGAUUACAAAAUUGUGAUGAGGAGAAGAUUGAAAAUGACAUGA